This is a messenger RNA of Cylindrotheca closterium, 801 nucleotides long. Lineage: Eukaryota; Bacillariophyta; Bacillariophyceae; Bacillariales; Bacillariaceae. The record is from the annotation of a GenBank genome assembly.
AUGGAUGCUGAAAAUAUUCCCGAGGCAGCACUAGGGAACGGGUCCCUUGAUCACGGCUUGAACGAAGCGUCGCCAGCAGAGGCGCGGCCUUCCGUCGCAAAGCGAUCUCUCGAGACGGAUUGUAGCGACAACGUGGAUGAUGAGGAGGGCAAUGGAGCAAAGCGUACCAAGCUCGAUCUUGAGUCAGUAUCAGAAGUUCCUGCUGCCCCAGGCGGUGAAGUGGAUGAAACAGAUAAUGGAAGUAAGCCACAUUCGAGUAUGGAUGAUUCGAAACCCAAGCCAGUCGUUGCCUCUGCCGAUGACUCUCAAAUGAAUGGCAGCAAGGCUGCUUCUUGUCCCAACGCCUUUGAGUCGGAAGAAAGUCUGGCACACCAACGAUCGAUAAUGGAAAAUGGGGGCAGGUGGAGAACACAUCAGAUGGCCGAAGAUUAUGUGGGUGCUGUGGCAAAGCUAAUGUAUCCAGGAACCAAAUUUGGACCCUACGGCUACAACCACAACAUGCGGGAGUACCCACUCGAAUACAUAUCCGUCUUGGCCUUUAUCAAGAGCCCCUUGCGGCGGCCUGCCGUGAUUGAAAAGUGGAGUCCCUACGAAGUAGCCUUGUUUGAGGGUGCCAUGCUGCAUUAUGGCAAGGAGUUUCAUUUGAUUAGUCAGGAAAUUAAGACCAAGACGACUCAAGAAGUCAUUGACUUUUACUACGUUUGGAAAAAGACGGCACAUUACAAAAAGUGGAAGGAACAGUUUAUAACCGACGAGGACUUGGAGUAUCGACUGGAACAAGCAUCUACCGCUAAACGAUGA